AAUGCUUCUUUAUAUUUUAAGCAACUGUUGCAUGUGCAUUGUGCAGAGCCUGGCUUUGAAAAGUCUUGGUCUUGUCUACAGAUGGCCCCUGCAAAGAAAGGUGGUGAAAAGAAGAAAGGGCGAUCUGCCAUCAACGAGGUAGUUACUCGGGAAUAUACUAUCAACAUUCAUAAGAGGAUUCAUGGCGUGGGCUUCAAGAAGCGGGCUCCACGGGCUCUCAAGGAAAUCCGUAAAUUUGCAAUGAAGGAGAUGGGGACGCCUGAUGUACGCAUUGAUACCCGUUUGAACAAGGCAGUCUGGGCCAAAGGAAUCAGGAAUGUUCCUUACCGCAUCCGUGUGCGUUUAUCCAGAAAACGCAAUGAAGAUGAAGAUUCACCUAAUAAAUUGUACACUCUGGUUACUUAUGUGCCAGUUACCACUUUCAAAAGUCUACAGACUGUCAAUGUGGAUGAAAACUAAUCUUUCAUUACAAUAAAGUUAUAAAAAUGUACAA
This is a messenger RNA of Heteronotia binoei (common prickly gecko), 493 nucleotides long. RefSeq names its product ribosomal protein L31 (gene RPL31). Gene Ontology annotation, biological process: cytoplasmic translation. Lineage: Eukaryota; Metazoa; Chordata; Lepidosauria; Squamata; Gekkonidae. Gene Ontology annotation, cellular component: cytosolic large ribosomal subunit; ribosome. The record is from RefSeq and is a predicted model, not a curated record. Bases 82 to 459 code for a protein of 125 amino acids. Gene Ontology annotation, molecular function: structural constituent of ribosome. The transcript has 4 exons.